CUGUGGCAUAUUUAAGAGUAUCUUUUAGUUGUAAACGAGGCAAUAUGCAAUAAAAUUUAUAAUUGCAGUGAAAAAUCAAUUGGUUUCUCUGGAUACCGGAUGCCGAAUGAUAAACCUGUUAUAGUGGAAACACAUCUUUAUGGGAUCAAUGCAUUUACAUCUUUUUCGGAACAGGUUGGUGUAUUUUCAUGGUCAGCCAACGGUCACACUUAAAGGUUAAAUGUAAAUACUCGCACACGGUUUCAACGUACUUAUAAAAUGUCCCAAGGAAAUCAAAAUAAUAAUAAAGGGUCGCUCGCUGACUUUUACUUGGAUAAAAGUCUUCAAGAUGAUACAAACAUGCAAGAAAUUUUAAAAACAUUUAACAGUAGCAUUGACGUUUUGGAAGCUGACAUGGAAAAGGCACUUGCGCUUCGUGCAGGACACACGUUAACCACAAACGAACAAAUUAAAUUAGAUAGUUAUUUAGCAUAUUUAAAUAGUACGUUGUAUUGGAUACACUUGAAAUUACAAGGUGUAGAUGUCUCAAAGCAUGGCGUGAUGCACGACUUGGGUCGCGCCAAAGAAUUACUUGCCCGCGAUAAGGAAAUAAACGAAUCCCUGGCGGCUCCAAGAUUGGACAUGCCUGCUGCCAAUCGGUUCAUAGCCGCAGGAAUUCACACCCGGUUUGUGGACAUGGACGGAGUUAUGGUCACCGAAAAACAAUAUAAUAAAAGUCUACAAAAAAAUGAUCAAAAAUAAAAAAAUAACUAGACUAUUACUCCUUUUGGGGUUGUAAACUAGACAAUUGCCAAAAUUUAUUUUAAACAUAAAACUCAUUAUCGCCUCACUAUAACAUUAAAAUACAAAAUACACAACUCAUAUCACUUAUAA
This is a messenger RNA of Drosophila eugracilis, 873 nucleotides long. RefSeq names its product nuclear nucleic acid-binding protein C1D (gene Rrp47). The record is from RefSeq and is a predicted model, not a curated record. NCBI's taxonomy places the organism in Eukaryota, Metazoa, Arthropoda, Insecta, Diptera, Drosophilidae. The transcript is spliced from 2 exons. The coding region runs from base 259 to 741 and encodes 160 amino acids. Gene Ontology annotation, biological process: maturation of 5.8S rRNA; regulation of gene expression. Gene Ontology annotation, cellular component: exosome (RNase complex); nucleolus. Gene Ontology annotation, molecular function: DNA binding; RNA binding.